CAGUAAAUAUAUUUUUCAAUGAAAAUAAAAAAAUUGUUUUUCCAGCUCAUCCUUGGUGAUACUAUGACAAUUUCCCAACCAACAAUAUCUAGAAUAAUUUUUCGCGUGUUUUACUUGCAAGCUUGUUUAAUGAUUACAUAAAAAUGCCACAAACUCAAGAAGAUAUAUUAGAAAAUCAGAGGCUUUUUAAAAACCUAGGAUUUGGUAAGGGAGCUAUUGGAAUAGCUGGUGUUGAUGGAGCAAUUGAUUGUACUCAUAUACGAUUAGUUCAUACAAGAUUUCAAAAUGUCGAUGAAAUAUACAGAAAUCGGAAAGGUUAUUUUUCUCUCAAUACAGUUAUUGGUCCACGAAUGGAAUUUUUAGAUAUUGUGCCAGAAUGGCCUGGCAGUGCUCAUGAUAGUAGAAUUUUUCAAAAUUCUCGAAUUUACACGAGAUAUUUAGAACAUCAACUAAAUGGAAUAUUAAUUGAUGAUGCUGGAUAUCCAUGUCUACCGUCCUUAAUGACACCAAUCAAUAACCCAGUAACGAACGAAGAAAUCACGUAUAAUAACAUUCAGAGUAGGACACGAAACAUAGUGAAAAGAACUUAUGGUGUAAGGAAACGACGAUUUCCUUGUUUAUCAAGAGGAUUAACAACCAAACUUCUUUGUUCAACCACAAUUGUUGUAGCCUAUGCUGUAUUACAUAAUAUGUCGUUAAGAUUUAAUGGUAAUUUACCAGACGAUGAUUCAGAUGAAGAACAAGAUGAAGACGUACAUGUACUUGAACCAAAUUGGCAAUCUGCUGACGGUUUUGCAUUUCGUGAAGCAUUAAUUGAGCGUAUGUUUAAUGCAUAAAAAUUAUAAAUCUAUUUUUAUUUUAUUAC
This is a messenger RNA of Polistes dominula (European paper wasp), 865 nucleotides long. Its product is annotated as putative nuclease HARBI1. The record is from RefSeq and is a predicted model, not a curated record. NCBI's taxonomy places the organism in Eukaryota, Metazoa, Arthropoda, Insecta, Hymenoptera, Vespidae.